Molecule: messenger RNA, 501 nt
Organism: Cynara cardunculus var. scolymus (artichoke)
Lineage: Eukaryota; Viridiplantae; Streptophyta; Magnoliopsida; Asterales; Asteraceae
Product: lysine-rich arabinogalactan protein 19-like
Exons: 2
Coding region: 1-501 (166 amino acids)
Source: RefSeq, a predicted model, not a curated record
AUGGAAACGGCAAGGCUCGUAGAGGAAGCUGUGGAAAAAAAAAUCUUGUUUAAAACAGACGAAGCUGAGGAAAGCAAAAAAAGUGCAGCUCUAACGGGAGACAAACCUGUGGAAAUGGCGACCGACGAAGCUAUGGAAAAGGGCGACCGACGAGUAGAUGAGGAAACCGGCGACCGACAGCUGUGGAAACGGCGACCGAAGACACCGGCGUCGGAGAAGAUGGAGAGCUCUACACACGCCGCGAGCACCGCUGCUGACCCCUUUCUGACCACCACAGCCGCGCCGUUUUCGACCACCACCGUCGCUGUCCCCUUUGCGAGCACGACUGUCGUCACCGUCGCCGACCCCCGCCGUCCUCACCGUCGCCAACCACCACCGCUGCUGACCCCUUUCCGACCACCACAGCCGCGCCGUUUGCAACCACCACCGCCGCUGUCCCCUUUGCGAGCACCGCCGUCCUCACCGUCCCCUUUGCGAGCACCACCGUCCCCUUGCAGUUAA